Rhea pennata is the source of this 2002-nucleotide messenger RNA. RefSeq names its product coiled-coil domain containing 43 (gene CCDC43). Bases 40 to 687 code for a protein of 215 amino acids. Lineage: Eukaryota; Metazoa; Chordata; Aves; Rheiformes; Rheidae. The transcript is spliced from 5 exons. The record is from RefSeq and is a predicted model, not a curated record.
CGUGCGCGUGCGCGCGGCCACCCCUCUCCCCCCUCCAAGAUGGCGGCGCCCAGCGCGGAGGAGGCGGGUGGUUUCGCGGCCUGGCUGGCGGGGCGGCUGGAGGCGCUGGGGCUGGACCGCGCCGUGUACAGCGCCUACAUCCAGGGGCUGCUCCGCGAGGAGGAGAGCGACGAGGAGAGGCUGGAGGCGCUGCGCGGCGUGCUGGCCGCCUGCCUGGAAGAAGAUCUCUUAAACGAUGUUUGCAGGGAAGUAGUCGAGAAGUGGUCUGAAUCUCAGAUUGUUGACGCCAAAGAGAAAAAAGAAGAUGAGAUCCAAGCGAUUGCCAGCAUGAUGGAGAAGCAGGCCAAGAUUGUAGUGAAACCAAAGGAGGUGUCUCAGGAAGAGAAGCAAAGGAAAGCUGCCCUCCUGGCCCAGUAUGCUAACGUGACAGAUGAGGAGGACGGAGAGGAUGAACAGGAUGGAUCCACUGCAACAGCAAUAAAUAUUGGAUCAGAAAAAUCUUUGUUCCGAAACACUAAUGUGGAGGAUGUCUUGAAUGCCAGGAAACUGGAGCGGGAGCUGCUGCGAGAUGAGUUCCAGAAGAAAAAAGAGCAAGACAAACUCCAGCGAGAGAAAGAUAAGCUUGCCAAGCAAGAGCGGAAGGAAAAGGAGAAGAAAAGGACACAAAAAGGAGAACGGAAGCGAUAGCUGUGGUUCCUCAGCUGGACUCUGAAAGGAUAAUAUUAAUUAUGAAUAUGGUGUGUGUUUAAAAAGCAACAGAAAUUCUGGGCACCUGGCUGGUGAGUGGUUCUUUGGAAGUGUUUCCUCUUACAUUUACAUAGCAAAAAAGAAAUUUCCAACACCUCUUAAACUCCAGAUGUGCCAUGUGCUUGUGGUGUCAAAUGUCCCAGUCAGUUAUUGUGGCCAAUGUGACCAAAGAAUGGUGAAGUGAAUAUGUCUGUGUUCAAAGUGAUCAAUCUUACUUCUAACCACUUCAAGCAAAGCAAAAUAAGAGGUAGGAAAGGGCUUCCAAAGUGGCUGCGUCCUCACGCUGGCCUAGGAUUUGCAGCAAUGGCAUGUUACAAUUUGAGAAUAGAGCAAAGCCCUUUUCUGACAUGUAAUUAAGGACGUGCUGCUACAGGGUGGAUGUGAAUUUACACUAGCCUUGGAAAAUGUAUUUGCAAAUAUGUUUAUAUACGCUGCCAAGAACAAUGCUGUGUUUUUCUUCUGACUGAUUUGAAAGAGUAGGGUUUGGCUCUGACGUUGGCAACGGUAAAUGCUGUUUACAGCGAUGGAAAGGAAAUCUUAUGAAAUAUAUAUGAGUUCUAGCUAUGAGACUGCUUCACCCACAGGCCCUUGGUUAGGGAAAUGCCACAGUAAUUUGAAUAUCAGAUAGAGCAGUAGCAAAUUGGUCAAGUCCUAACGCUGUCUUACGGCUUGAUUCUGGUAAUGGUGCUCCCCGAUGUGGAAGAACAUCGGCUGUUAUUCCUACAGUAGUUGCCAGGGCAAAUGCUUUAACGCCGGCUCGGUGCUGAACAGCUGGGGCUGUAACUGAUUUGGAUGCAUUGGGUUUACAAGCAGCUCCACCUCUCACCUGGCACAGCUGCUUGUAGGAGCUGUCCUAGCAGGGCGAAAGCAACAGGGUUGUCUUCUUCUUGCCCGUGGAAGGGCUCGUUCCUUGUGAUUUUCAGCCUCCUUCCUGAAAGUCUCACCUGCUUCUGGAAAGGAGAACACUUAACUUCUGCGAACUGCACUUAAAGGAAGACGUGCAAGCGCUUCAGGGAGCGCAGGAGGAACCGGUGUGCCCCAUCCACCUGCUGCCUUGUGCUCUGGCCACUGUAUCAGUCUUGGAAGACUCAUCUUUGAUGACGGGCAGCUCCUGACCAGCUGCUGAUGGUAACUGUCCUUAUCACCUGCUUUCAGCACGAGUCUGAUUAAGGGUUAAUGCAUCCUGUUUAAUUGCUGCAAGUGUGAAUAACUGCUUUAUCUUUGGACUUGAAUAAUAAACCUGGUUGGCCAAGAA